CGGCAACCUUUUGAAACAUAGUCAUGAGUUCAUGUUGCUUUUCCCUGCAGAGCAUUUGCAAUUCCCUCUUUUGCGAGAAUUAAUGACAAGUUUUAAUGAAAGGGGUUGUGAACCCUGCUAGCACAGAGUCAGAUCACAAGCCUUCUGUAAAUUAUUUGUCAUCUUUUCUUUUUGGCCAAAAGAAAGAUGACGUCGUCUUUAUCCGUAUGAAUACGCCGACUCAGCUCGAAAAAGAAUACCGUUUUGGUCCAAUUCUUGGUGAAGGCACCUUUGGUAUUGUUUAUUCAGGAGUACGAAUAAAGGAUAAUGCUAAAUGCGCAAUUAAAAAGAUCGAAAGGGAGCGAACCUAUUCGGCCAGUGAAAGAGCGCGCCUGGAUCGUGAGAUCUCUAUCCUCCGUCUAGUAAAACAUCCAGGCAUCAUCGAACUUUUAGCGGUGGCGGAGUCUCCAUCUUACCUAUUUCUCAUCACUGAACUGUGUGAAGGAGACACACUGGCUGACUGUCUCGAUCGUCUACCAAACAGCACUGGAUUAGAAGAAUACGUAGCCGUUGAGAUCGUCCGACAAGUGGCGGCGGCUCUUUCAUACUUGCAUAAUCGUGGUAUCGUACAUCGGGAUUUAAAAGCGGGAAACAUCAUGCUGCUUCACAAAGUUCAUUUAGAUUACCGACCGAUCUCACUGGAUAAAACCAUGAAUCAGAGACAUGCUUUAAAUGGGAAAUAUGCUUCCAACCCAACCGCCAAUCGCAGCCUGCCGCAGGGUGCUUCCUGGACAUCUCCCACAGUUCCGGUAAUCACAGACGUAGAAGUGACACAAUCGGCGAGGCAAAUGCGAUACACCAAUAUUGAUUCAUCUGUUCGUUCGAAAGCCAGUCGCACAAGUACCAAACACGCUGCAUCAUCUGCAGCCCCAGUUACUCUCUCUUCAGAGGACAAGGGGCAUAAAUCGCACCCUCUCAAAUCGAUGGAAGGAGGCCCUGGAAAGAUGGCCCCUACCGAGUAUAUGCAACACCCGAGGUCACCACCGCCUAGCCUUCGCACAAAGCUGAUCGACUUCGGCCUGGCUAUCGAGGUACGCAAAAACGAAGAACCUCUGGGCAACGCAUGUGGAACACCACUUUACAUGGCCCCAGAGGUUCUAAGUGGGCGCUCCUACACUCGCCAGUGCGAUGUUUGGAGCCUAGGUAUACUAGUUUACCAGCUGUUGAACUGUCAACUACCUUACAAUGCUCAAACGGAGGAGCAGUUGCUGGAGCAAAUGAACCGUUUUGACAUCAAAAUCCUUACUCGAAAAAUGAAGCAUCUUUCACCCCCUGCAUUAAACUGUCUUUCACGAGUACUUCAUUUGGAUCCCGCUUACCGAUACUCGGCGUCAGAACUACUACUAGAUCCCUGGAUUACCCAGUAUGCAGUGGUUCAUAGGGAUGAAAUCACUUUUGAGCAUCUGGAUAGAAAGCAUUCUUCUGUGGAUGGACAAACUGAUGCUUCUGGCCGAGCUAGUUCUAACGUCUUCCCCUUGGAUCCAACAUUUUCUAAGACUAUCAAUCCAACUGGGAGCAGACCACCAUCAGUUGGAUUCGCACAUUCGAGCAGCACAUAUUCUGCGACCAACGUGCUAGAAUUAAUGAAGCAGUACCACAAGGAACUGACAAGUAAUAAACAGGAUAGUACCGAACAUACAAUCAAAUCUAACACCACUGAAUGAACAGCAUGCUAACCUGAAGAACUAUCGGACCCGAUACUAGGAGACCGAGGUAAUGAAUGACUGUCUUCUUCCGCAGAUGUCUAUGGACGAAAUUAAAUGCCGUAAACGCCAUCCAUGCUUUAACAUGCGGAUGAUCUCUGACACGCAUCAUUCACAAAUAUUCCGGAGGGUCGAACCGUAAAAUGAAUUCCCAGAGUAAUGUAUUUCCUUUUUCUUGUUUCGCUUCCUUUAGUCAGUGUGACUCAUUUUCUAUUUCCUCCUCAACUUUCGAUGUUCCCAGCGAAGAUGAAGAAUGGAACAACCUUUGUGAUCGAGUAUGCUUGUUGUGUUACUUCUGUGAAAUCUUUUUCGUUCCUUUUCCGGGUAUCCAAAAGCGCCCGUUGCCAGAGAACAAGUGGGUUCACUAUCAGACAGAACUCUUCCAACUGCCUAUGGAUUUUUCGGUACAAGUUUUUCAUUACUGUUAUCCAUAAAAUUUAUGUUGUACACCAACGGUUCUGGAUCAAAUCAACAUUAACAGACAACCC
This is a messenger RNA of Dicrocoelium dendriticum, 2230 nucleotides long. NCBI's taxonomy places the organism in Eukaryota, Metazoa, Platyhelminthes, Trematoda, Plagiorchiida, Dicrocoeliidae. The record is from the annotation of a GenBank genome assembly.